Messenger RNA from Callorhinus ursinus (northern fur seal), 4727 nucleotides. RefSeq names its product TEK receptor tyrosine kinase (gene TEK). Lineage: Eukaryota; Metazoa; Chordata; Mammalia; Carnivora; Otariidae. Gene Ontology annotation, cellular component: signaling receptor complex; plasma membrane. Gene Ontology annotation, molecular function: ATP binding; protein binding; transmembrane receptor protein tyrosine kinase activity. Gene Ontology annotation, biological process: cell surface receptor protein tyrosine kinase signaling pathway; positive regulation of phosphatidylinositol 3-kinase/protein kinase B signal transduction; positive regulation of kinase activity. The record is from RefSeq and is a predicted model, not a curated record.
GUUAUUCUGUUUCCCCCCUAUGAGAGGAUACCUAUUGUUCCUGAAAACGCUGACCAGGACCCACACUUCCAACAAAAAUUCCUCUACCCCUGCAACAGCAGAAGCAACAGCAAUAGAGAAGUGUUUUGAUGAAUUGCAAGAUGGAUAGGGCUUGCAGUGGCCCCAGCCCUGCUGAUACCAAAUGCCUUUAAGAUACAGCCUUUCCCAUCCUAAUCUACAAAGGAAACAGGAAAAAGGAACUUAAAACUCCCUGCGCUCAGACAGAAAUGAGACUGUUACAGCCCGCUUCUAUGCUGUUCCUUCUUGCCUCUGACUUGUAAACAAGACCUAGUAGAACAUGCGAAUGGAAAGUCACAAACCUCUGUGUGUUUGAAAGGAUCCUUGGGACCUCAUGCACAUCUGCGGAAACUGGAUGGAGAGAUUUGGGGAAGCAUGGACUCUUUAGCCGGCUUAGUUCUCUAUGGAGUCAGCUUGCUCCUUUCUGGAACAGUGGACAGUGCCAUGGACCUGAUCCUGAUCAAUUCCCUACCUCUCGUUUCUGACGCGGAAACAUCCCUCACCUGCAUCGCCUCUGGAUGGCGCCCCCAUGAGCCCAUCACUAUAGGAAGGGACUUUGAAGCCUUAAUGAACCAGCACCAGGAUCCCCUGGAAGUUACUCAAGAUGUGACCAGAGAAUGGGCUAAAAAAGUCGUUUGGAAGAGAGAAAAGGCUAGCAAAAUCAACGGUGCAUAUUUCUGUGAAGGGCGCGUUCGAGGAGAAGCAAUAAGGAUCCGGACCAUGAAGAUGCGGCAGCAAGCUUCCUUCCUACCAGCUACUUUAACCAUGACUGUGGACAGGGGAGAUAAUGUGAACAUAUCUUUCAAAAAGGUGUUGACUAAAGAAGAAGAUGCAGUGAUUUACAAAAAUGGUUCCUUCAUCCACUCAGUGCCCCGGCACGAAGUACCUGAUAUUUUAGAAGUGCAUCUGCCUCACGCUCAGCCCCAGGAUGCUGGAGUGUACUCAGCCAGGUACAUAGGAGGAAACCUCUUCACCUCGGCCUUCACCAGACUGAUAGUCCGGAGAUGUGAAGCUCAGAAGUGGGGACCUGAAUGUAACCGUGUCUGCACUGAGUGUAAGAACAAUGGUGUCUGCCACGAAGAUACAGGAGAAUGCAUUUGCCCACCUGGGUUCAUGGGGAAGACCUGUGAGAAGGCUUGUGAGCUGCACACAUUUGGCAGAACCUGUAAAGAAAGGUGUAGUGGAGCAGAGGGAUGCAAGUCCUAUGUGUUCUGUCUCCCAGACCCCUAUGGGUGCUCCUGUGCCACAGGUUGGCAGGGUCUGCAAUGCAAUGAAGCUUGCCAGCCGGGUUAUUACGGGCCAGACUGUAAGCUUAGUUGCAGGUGCACCCAUGGGGAGCUGUGUGAUCGGUUCCAAGGAUGUCUCUGCUCUCCAGAACGCCAAGGGCUCCAGUGUGAGAAUGAAGGCACGCCAAGGAUGAUCCCAAAGAUAGAGGAUUUGCCGGAUCACAUAGAAGUAAACAGUGGUAAAUUUAACCCCAUCUGCAAAGCGUCUGGCUGGCCACUACCUGCCAAUGAAGAAAUGACUCUCGUGAAGCCAGAUGGGACAGUGCUCCAUCCGAAAGACUUCAACCUUACGAGUCAUCUGUCAGUGGCCACAUUCACUAUCCACCGCAUCCUCCCCCCUGACUCAGGAGUCUGGGUCUGCAGCGUGAACACUGUGGCUGGGAUGGUGGAAAAGCCUUUCAACAUUUCUGUUAAAGUUCUUCCAAAGCCCCUGAAUGCCCCAAACGUGAUCGACACUGGACAUAAUUUUGCUGUCAUCAACAUCAGUUCUGAGCCUUACUUUGGGGAUGGACCGAUCAAAUCCAAGAAGCUUCUAUACAAACCUGUUAAUCAUUAUGAAGCUUGGCGGCAUAUUCAAGUGACAAGUGAGAUUGUUACACUCAGCUAUUUGGAACCUCGCACAGAAUACGAGCUCUGCGUGCAGCUGGUCCGGCGUGGAGAGGGUGGGGAAGGGCAUCCGGGACCCGUGAGACGGUUCACAACUGCUUCUAUCGGUCUGCCUCCUCCAAGAGGUCUCAUUCUCCUACCAAAAAGUCAGACCACUCUAAAUUUGACCUGGCAACCAAUAUUUCCAAGCUCAGAAGAUGAUUUCUAUGUUGAAGUGGAGAGAAGGUCUGUGCAAAUGAAUAGUGACCAGCAGAAUAUCAAAGUUCCAGGCAACCUGACUUCAGUGCUACUUAACAAUUUACACCCCAGGGAGCAGUACAUAGUCCGAGCCAGAGUCAACACCAAGGCCCAGGGGGAAUGGAGUGAAGAUCUCAUCGCUUGGACCCUUAGCGACAUUCUCCCUCCUCAACCAGAAAAUAUCAAGAUUUCUAACAUCACAGACUCCUCAGCCAUGAUCUCUUGGACAAUCUUGGAUGGCUAUUCUAUUUCUUCUAUUAUCAUCCGUUACAAGGUUCAGGGCAAGAACGAAGACCAGCACAUUGAUGUGAAGAUAAAGAAUACCACCAUUACCCAGUAUCAGCUCAAGGGCCUAGAGCCUGAAACAGCUUACCAGGUGGACAUUUUUGCAGAGAACAACAUAGGGUCAAGCAACCCAACCAUUUCUCAUGAACUGAUGACCCUUUCUAAAUCUCAAGCACCAGCGGACCUUGGAGGUGGGAAGAUGCUGCUUAUAGCCAUCCUUGGCUCGGCGGGAAUGACCUGCCUGACGGUGCUGUUGGCCUUCCUGAUCAUGUUGCAAUUGAAGAGGGCAAAUGUCCAAAGGAGAAUGGCCCAAGCUUUCCAAAACAGGGAAGAACCAGCUGUGCAGUUCAACUCAGGAACUCUGGCCCUGAACAGGAAGGCCAAAAACAACCCGGAUCCUACAAUUUAUCCAGUGCUUGACUGGAAUGACAUCAAAUUUCAAGAUGUGAUCGGGGAGGGUAAUUUUGGCCAGGUUCUUAAGGCACGCAUCAAGAAGGAUGGGUUACGGAUGGAUGCUGCCAUCAAGAGGAUGAAAGAAUACGCCUCCAAAGAUGACCACAGGGACUUUGCUGGGGAACUGGAGGUUCUCUGUAAACUUGGCCACCACCCAAACAUCAUCAAUCUCUUGGGAGCGUGUGAACAUCGUGGCUACCUGUACUUGGCCAUCGAAUACGCCCCCCAUGGAAACCUCCUGGACUUCCUGCGCAAGAGCCGAGUGCUGGAGACCGAUCCGGCCUUCGCCAUCGCCAACAGCACCGCCUCCACGCUGUCCUCCCAGCAGCUCCUCCAUUUCGCAGCCGACGUGGCCCGGGGUAUGGACUACUUGAGCCAAAAACAGUUUAUCCACAGGGAUCUGGCUGCCAGGAACAUUUUAGUUGGUGAAAACUAUGUAGCCAAAAUAGCAGAUUUUGGAUUGUCCCGAGGUCAAGAAGUAUAUGUGAAAAAGACGAUGGGAAGGCUCCCGGUGCGCUGGAUGGCAAUCGAGUCACUAAAUUACAGUGUGUAUACAACCAACAGUGACGUAUGGUCCUACGGAGUGCUACUGUGGGAGAUCGUUAGCUUAGGUGGCACCCCCUACUGCGGGAUGACAUGUGCAGAACUGUACGAGAAGCUGCCCCAGGGCUACAGACUGGAGAAGCCCCUCAACUGUGACGACGAGGUGUAUGACCUCAUGAGACAGUGCUGGCGGGAGAAGCCUUAUGAGAGGCCCUCAUUUGCCCAGAUCCUGGUGUCCUUAAACAGGAUGUUAGAAGAACGCAAGACCUAUGUGAAUACUACACUUUAUGAGAAGUUUGCCUAUGCUGGGAUCGACUGCUCUGCUGAAGAAGCAGCCUAGAACCACCCACAUCCAUCUGUACGUAAUGUUGCCCCUUCCCUGGCCUGUCAGACCCUUGAUGCCAAGAAAGCCAGCAAGACUCUGCCAAGAGAGGUGACACAGAAUAUAAAAAUGUAUAUAUAUUGCUGUAUGUCUGGGACGUGACCACAGAAACCCGUGUGUGUGAAUCUAUAGGACGCUUUGACUCUACUAGGACUGUAUAUACUGUUUUGAGUAAGAAUGUGCUGAACUCAGAAUGCCUGUUUAUGGUUUCAUAUGCAAUAAUAUAUUUUUCUAAAAAUAUGGACUUUACAGGAAGGUGUGUGAGUACAAUUACUAUGAUGCCUAACUCAUUAUCACCCUGGAUAUUUUUGAUAUUUACCUUCACAGUGAAUGCUAUAAAAUGUUUUGCUGUAUAGAACAAAGAUGUUGUUAAUAAACCUCACACCCACCCUGACAGCACCGGUGAGGAAAGUGGGGGAACUACGUUAGAUUAUCAGGACAUAGGUGAACAUCUGAAAGGGAUUCUUCUAUCCAUCUCUAAACUUUCUCCCCCACCUGUAGAAGCCAUUUCAAUUUCACUUGGUCAUUGGAUACCUCCGUCAUGUGUUUCCAGAGCCCAUGAGUCAAUCCAUCUAGAAGGGGACUUAACUCUCUUUCCAUAGAAGUCUAAGGAUCUUUAGAGAAGUACAAGCUUGAUAAAUUAAUGGGAUUUAGUUUUAGUUUCUCUGGUGACAUUGAUUUGUGUAUUUUAAGAAAUUGAGUAGGAACCCUGGGAUUCUAUUUGGGAGACAUGUGACAUUUGUACCAAUAGGACAUCCCUUCACAUACUACACAUUGUAAAGCUUCCAUGCUGAUCAGUUGUGAGUUUACAGUUUAUAACAUAGGCACAUGUUGCCCUGAGAUCGUACAGUAAGUGAAUAAAUGUCUUGCCUACCUGU